GCCUACUCUCUCACACUCACACAAUAACACACGGAACCGGAAAGUUCAUUUCAGAAAAGACUAAACUCAGAAAACUCAGUCUCUCUCUCUCUCUCUCUCUCUCUCUCACACACACACACACACACACACACACACACACACACACACAUACACUGUGUGAGUGCAGGAAAAUGGCCAAUAUUUCAGUAAAUAGCUUCAGCUGUCCAGUGUGUCUGAAUUUCCUGGAGGAUCCUGUAACUAUUCCCUGUGGCCGCAGUUUCUGUAAAGUGUGUAUUAAUGGCUGCUGGGAUCAGGAGGAUGUGAAGGGCGUCUACAGCUGUCCCCAGUGUAGAGAGACUUUCACUUCAAGAUCUGUUCUACGCAGGAACAACAUACUGGCUGAGAAGGUGAAGAUCCUGAAGAAAGCUGCUUAUCCUGCUCACUGUUAUGCUGGACCCGGAGAUGUGGAGUGUGAUUCCUGCAUUGGGAGAAAACAUAAAGCCGUCAAGUCCUGUCUGGUGUGUCUGGCCUCCUAUUGUGAAAAUCAUCUUAAACCUCACUUUCAGGCUCCUGCAUUUAAGAAGCACAAGCUAGUUGAAGCCUGUGCAGAGCUCGAAGAUAAGAUCUGUUCUCAGCACGACAAACCGAUCGAGAUCUACUGUCGUACUGACCAAAGCUUCAUCUGUUACUUGUGUAUAAUGGAUCAGCACAAAGGUCAUGAUACGAUUGCAGCUAAAGCAGAAACAGCUGAAAAAAAGAGUUUCCCGUCUCUCUGUGUUUCUCCUGGAUCUGAGGACUCACCCAGCUUCACUGUCAGUCAACAUCUCUCAUUUGAUGGAGUGAGGAAAUCUCUCUCAGAUCUGAAAAAACAAGCAGAGGAUAUCUGUGAGGAGGAAUUCAACAAAAUCCGUCAACAAGCUGCAGCAGUUCAGAUGACUUCACUCUCAGAACCAAAGAUCAGAGAAGAUUUUCUGCCAUAUUUCUGUUAUCUGACUCUGGAUCCCAACACAGCAUAUCCUGACCUCAUUCUGUGUGAGAAGAACAGAUCGGUAACACGAACUGGGACACAACAGCGAUACUCCGAUCAUCCAGAGAGAUUUGACUCCAGGACUCAGGUGUUGUGUAAGGAGAGUGUGUGUGGACGCUGUUACUGGGAGGUGGAGUGGAGCGGUGAUGGUGUGUCCAUAUCAGUCUCAUAUAAAAAGAUCAGCAGGAAAGGGCUGGGUCAUGAGUGUUUGUUUGGAUACAACAGUCAGUCCUGGAGUCUGGAGUGUUCUUCUUCCUCUGUCUCUUUCCGACACGACAAAAUUGAGACCGUGCUCCGAGUUCCAGUAAACUCCAGAAUAGGAGUGUAUGUGGAUCACAGUGCAGGAACUCUGUCCUUCUACAGCAUCUCUGACACGAUGAGGCUCCUCCACAGUGUCCAUGCCACAUUCACUCAGCCUCUAUACGCUGGGUUCUGGAUGUGGACUUACAAUUCAACCGUGAGCUUAUGUGAUCCAAAAUGAAAUCUUUGUAGAAGUGUUAAGUAAAAUUAUUACAAACUGAGGUGUCAGAUUUGAUUUCUCCCUGAGCUACAAUGGCACUUUCAUGUGAAGAGACUGUAAUGUGUGAUUUUUUUUUUCUAAAAAUCUGGUUCAGAUUUUUACUUGCCCUGCCAAAAUUUUCCAUUUACAUUACAUUUAUUCACUUAGCAGACGCUUUUAUCCAAAGCAACUUACAAAUGAGAAAGAUACAAGCAAAGCGAUAUAUCAAGCAGAGAACAAUACAAGAAGUGCUACCAUACAAGAUCUAUUAAUUGAAUUCCAGAAGAAGCAAAGUGCAGAGUAGAGGUGUAAGUGCAUUUAUUUAUUUAUUUAUUUCUAUAUUUUAUUACGAGUUGGUUAGGUGUUCAUGGAAGAGGUGGGUCUUUAGCUGUUUUUUGAAGAUGGUGAGAGAUUCUGUGGUCCGGAUUGAGAUUGGAAGUGCAUUCCACCACUGAGGAACAGUUAGUGUGAAGGUUCUGGAAAGGGACCUUGUGCCACGCUGAGUUGGAACUGCUAAACGUCGGUCGCUAAUCGAUCGCAGAUUGCGAGAGGGAACGUAGGCCUUCAGGAGAGAGCUGAGGUAGGAGGGUGCUGUUCCUGACAAGGUCUUUUAGGUGAGCAUCAAGGCCUUGAACUUGAUGCGGGCAGCUACAGGAAGCCAGUGGAGGGAGAUGAAGAGGGGUGUGACAUGGGUUCUCUUGGACUGGUUGAAGACGAGGCGCGCUGCAGCAUUCUGAAUCAUCUCAAGGGGUUUGAUGGAGCUGGCUGGGAGGCCUGAAAG
Ictalurus furcatus (blue catfish) is the source of this 2286-nucleotide messenger RNA. RefSeq names its product tripartite motif-containing protein 16-like. Gene Ontology annotation, molecular function: zinc ion binding; protein binding. NCBI's taxonomy places the organism in Eukaryota, Metazoa, Chordata, Actinopteri, Siluriformes, Ictaluridae. The transcript has 4 exons. The record is from RefSeq and is a predicted model, not a curated record. The coding region runs from base 171 to 1487 and encodes 438 amino acids.